UGGAUGGUCCAGUUAAAUUUAUUGAAGCAGAAGGUUUAAGAGGUCAGUCUUGGGUCGUUCUCCAAGGAAAUUUUGUGCAAAAAAACUAUAAUAGAAAUUUUAUUAUGUAAAAGGAAAACAUAAAAUCAUAAAUAUAAAACUGAAAAGAACUAAAUUCUUCUCCCAGGAGAUCACACACUAGUAAUUCGUCUUUACAUACAUGACCAUUCAAAAACUUGAUAGUGUAAUAUAGCUUUAGCGCCAUAUUAUCUGACAAAUUUCUGUGUAUGAUUAAACACUUAAUUAAAAAAAGACUGAGUCACAAAUCUUGCAGAACAACCAAACACAUAAAAUCAAUUAAAAUGACCAAAAUGGCAUAGUAUCACGUUAAAGAGUGUAAGGGCAUCUGAGAGAGUGUAUUAUAAAAAAUGUAUUUACUGUUAUGGAAACUACGAGGCACAGAGCCUAUGACUGCCUUUUCAGGUGAUUUCCAAUAAAAUGGCAGAAGAAAUAUAGGCUUUUAAUUUAUUGAUAUUUGUUCAGUAAUGUCAAUAAGGCAGAAUACAAAGAAUAAGUGGUAUAAAUGAUUCCUUCUCACUGUUUUAACCUGGAAAGCGAUAGUCCACAGCUCUUCUACGGCCCACCUCCAGGUCACACUGAAAACUGCAUUUAUUUGAAUGAAAACGCCAAACUGCUCUUGGAUCAGUCUCCUCCAUUCUCAGAGCGUCAUUCAGGAAUACGUGUUUAUGGCUGGGACGUAUGCGUCAUCCUACGUGCUGCAACAGACAGACACGACCAACCGCCACCGUCACUUGGAGAAAACAGCCUUUCUGAAUCUUUUUAGACAAACCGAGAUACAACUCAUGAGCUGUGACGGAUAAUCACGAUCAUGAGUGGAUAAAUUUAGCGGAAAUGUUGGAUAUAUAACGAUAAAAAGCACCGAGUUCGUUUUUGUCACGUGUUCUACCUCGACCAAUCGGAACGAGCCAAAUCUCGCUGAAGUGUGCUCUUUGUUGGUGAGUUUUGGCCGCCUUACCCCCCAUAUUGAGGUUAAUACUUUUUAAAACCUCAGGACUUGGACACGACUGGGACUACUUUAUCGAUGGAUUAUAUACUGGAUACGUUUUAUUGAUUUUUAACGCGGUGCCACGUGUUCAACUUUCGAUAAACAACUAAACCAAGGCUUAUCUUGUCACAUGACUCCCCUCCCCCACCCUGCUGAGGGAAUGGGGGAGAAGGCGGACAUGUUUGAGGGAAAUGUGUUGGUUAAAAGUAUCGAGGUGGAGGACGAGAAGAUAAAUUGAAGAAAGGUUUCGCAUUAUCUUGGGAUUUAGCAGGCGACAUUUGUGUGUAUUUUAUUUUCAAGGUUUUUAUGUCGUACUUUACAAAUAUUUAUUUCUUUAUUUUUUUGGAUUAUUUUACUUUACUUUUGAACUGUUUUCGUUUUUCAAGGGAAAGAUUCUUAAAGCAGAAGCUAAAUUUGAUGAUGAGUUGAUGUAGCGAAACUUUUCAUCGUUGGUUUCAGUGACAUUGUAGGGUAUUUGUAACCUUGGUGUGGGGGAUGGGCGCAUGUGGUUAGGUAACCGUUCUUGUAAUUAUCAAAUAUAUAAAAUCGCUUUUUGUCAGAGUAACACUUUUUAUGAUUUUUACAGCACAAUGUUAUUUCUUAAUUACACAUUUUAAACAGUUUAAUUUAAUAUGUAGAUUUUAAAGGCCACUAACUUAUUUUUUUUAGCUUAGUAAAGAUUACCUUUUUGAUCUGUUUUCCAGUUCAUAACUUGUGUACUGGUCGUUUUUUUCUCAUUACUUGGCUCGAAAGUAAAACAAAUAUUUAACAAAAGUAGGGUGAGGUCAGUGUGAAACUGCUGUGUCAUUCAGUGGGUGUUGGUAGUUCUGGAGACAAUGGUUGUUGAGGGUUUUUAAAAAUUUGUUUUCUCUUUAACGUCGAACCUAAAGAAAAGACUAGUUAAAACGCCUUAACAUCGCGGAAUUUAUAACAAGUACUAUCUUUGUGUUUCUUUGUGGCUUGAAAACCGAAGAGGCCUCAAUCGGUUUCCCUCCUGUAAAGAUAGCUCUCAACUGUCUGAGGAUUAACACAGUUUAUUUCCAGUGUCAGUGUGCGGUCUGCGUAACGUUCCGUGUUUUUAGUGAUACUGUAUAUCUGACAUUUUGGGAGAAAUUGUUAGGUCACACUCGGUGUAACAUUGCUCAAAGAUGGCGGCCGUGUGUCUCCUUCAACAGACAGAAAUGCGGAUAUUCUGGUAAGUAAAGAGCUCGUGGGGAGAGGCUUGUGGCUCUCGGAGGCUUGCGCGUGACCUGGUGUAAGAACCAAUAGCCUGCGUAGUGUAUACCCUGGAAGCCCGCGUUACAGCCAUGUUGACCAAUCCCAGCAUUCGUGUUGCACGCAUUGACGUAAGAGGACGAGUGUCUUCAUUCUCUGCGUAUUCCGUACAAAAUUUUAUCGGGGAACAGACAACCGGCAGCAAAUCUGCGAUACGAAGCUCCAUUAGUCUUGUAAAUCUUAAAAUUUCCUCACUCUGUAGCGUUCCUGUGCUAUUCGGUUUACACAAAAGAUUGUGAGUGGAACCCCGGUAACUUGGGGUGUAAUCACUCUGACGGACACUGUAAACAACCAGUAGAAACUCGGAGGGCGUGGACAUUAAGCGAAUAUCUGUCCAAUGGGGUGGUUGCUCCGUCUAUAUAAGAACGGGAACAGUCGCUCAGACGCCAUUUCAACGAAGCAGAUCAAAGGAUUUCGCUGUGGCGGGGAGCCGGGAAACCCUUGAACGGAGACGGAUCCAGGUUGAGCCCAAAUAAAAACAGAAUCCGGAUCCAUCCUUAUGGAUAUGGCUGUUAACCCGCACCUCGACAGGUAUCUACCGGUAUAAUUGACUCUCAGCUAUCCAUCAGGGGGAAUAUUAUGAACGUUUCUUUUUAUUAUUUUUCUGUACACACCGUUACUGGCAGCCUGUGUUUGCUGUUAGAACAGCGGGGGAGAUACACGGACAUUGAUUGUGCCGCAUGAGAACGUUUUCGCGUUGUCCAUGUAGUAGCAUUGUUUCCAUUUUCAGUAAAUAAACUGUGUUUUAAGCGCUCUAAAGCCGCAACUGUUGUUCGCACUAAGCCGGCGCCAUCUUCGGAGCGCCUUUGCCGUCGGCCGCUCUUUCCGUGGCCUGGCAGUUUGGCUAGCACUGUUAGCAUUAGCCACACAGACCAAAGCUCUGUUCCAACAGUGGCUGUUCGCCCUGUAAUGCGGCGCAAACUGGGCUGUUAGAGAAGUGGCAAAACACAGAUUCUGUUUGACUUGGUGACUUUCGAUGGAGAUUUUGACAAGUAUGGCUGAAAUAACGUGACGCUGUUGACAACACUGAAGAAACAGAGGACAUUGGAACUGCCGGUAUAAUGCGUGUUUCACCUUAUUUGAAUUGUCGUGUAAUGCUCAGGAGGAAUAUUGUUGUGAUGUCGGGUGUAUCAUCAGGGUUAGCAAGGGGUAACGCAGGGUACUAGUGUGUGGGGUGUUACAUUUGGUUGCCUGGUUACGGCGCUCAGUGUCACUCGAGCCAAGUAGUGUUGGAAAUUUCAAUCGCUCAAACCUAACCCACCAUCCUCAGUAGGUUUAUCACAGGUCUCGACAAAUUGCCAUGGUAACAAAAUUACAAUUAGGAUAUAAUAAGAAAAUGUUUUUUUAAGUUAACACCUAUAUUAUUUUAUCGUUUGUUUGCCUGAUUUGCCCUACUCAUUUGACUCAAACUUGUCUGUUUCUAUUAUGUACAUGGUUAAGUCUUCCUUUAAUAAAGUACACUAACUGUCAACUGUGUUUCCAUAAGUUGUAUCAUUCAACAUUUUUCCCAUACGUGCUAGCUGCUUAGUUGUAGGGAGUCUUAGGACUUCCUUACUUAGUCCCUUGUCUAUUUAUGUACAGAAUAAGUUUACUUGGCCAUGCAGACCUCCUAAAUGGCCUGUGGUACAGGUCCUGUUUUAGUAUAGCCAUGUGCAAGAUGGUAACUUCAAGACACAACAGUCAGACAUUCUUAGUUGUUUCAGCAACAGAUUAAAGCACAUUAUGAAAACAGAAGUACCAGUAAAAGUUGUUUGCUUGUGUGCUCGAGGUGUUGUGUACUUUGGAUACCACAUUGCCCACCAUCUUUAUUGAUAUGCCACAGAUGUUUGUAGCACUCUGUACAUUUUUAAUUGGUACAAGUUAAAGUGAUUUUAAGAAACAAUGCUGAGCCUACAGAAGAAGGCAAGCUAAGCUUUUAAUAAUCUUUAUCCUGUCAAAAUGAAAUCAGCAAGAACUACAGGAUGAGUUCGGAAAAGGUGAGCAGAGGUUGCUGUAACAAAUUACCUGACCCUGAUGAUGCUCGGCUUUUACCUUAACGCUCUGACUUGGCCAAAGUGCUUCCUAAGGUGCGGUAUGAUAACCAGAGUAACCCUCGGAUGAACCCUGUUGGUACAACAAAAGUCAGAGCGGAUAUGUUUUAAAGCCUGCUGCUUGUCAAUGAAUAAGUUAAACCCAGCUUAACUGUGCAACUUGUUUUGGGGUUGAAUACACAACAAGCCAUUUCAGGGGUUGCCCUGUAAACUUGAUAAUAUGAGAGAAUCAGAGAGCACAAGCAAAUCACUGAGACACUGUGGCUCUCUAAUGUUUUAAUGAAUUGAAAACAUGUAAUGCCUUAGUUACGCGGGCUUCAGGACAGCAACGUGUAAAGUUGUGAAUUUACAAGGGAGGGUUUGGUGCUGAGAGUCUGCAUGUUACAGAUUACCUGAGAGAGGAGAGUAGUAGUGCCUGUCAGCCAGACGGAGUGAGGUGGGGGGUGGGGGCAGGUCUGUGUGCAAUAUUUUCGAAGGCUUUCAACAUACAUGAUGAUUUACAAAGUUUUACAGUGUGUAGCUGUGGUUGGGGGGGGGGGGUCGUGCUCACUACUAAGUUACAGGAGAAGUGGUAUGUCAGUGAAUGUUUUGUCUAUUGUUGUGCCAGUAGUUUGGUGGAAAAAUGACAAAGAUGUGACUGAUGCCUGUGAAUAAGAAUCGCAUGUCCUGGUUAAUAAAGAAUCAGGAUGAUGUGCGACUAAAAGAAGCAAAGGGGAAUCCAGGAGAGCUUCUGUUGUCUCAUUAGAGUUGCUGCAAAAACUUUGACAAAGGUUGUCCUCAUUCAGUUCUAUGCUCAUUGUGUUAAACUCUGUUCAAAUAUGAAGUUUUAUUAAGGUUGCUCUAGAAUUAUGCCAAAAAUUUAAACCAAAUAGUCAACCAGUGUCAUACCAACUCUUGCAGCACCCAUGUCGAGGUCGGCAUGACGGGGGUCACAGCAAUGGAGCAGAGUUCUGGCACAGCUGGAAAACGUAUCCGAAAGCCAUCACUGCUCUACGAAGGCUUUGAGAGCCCAGGGCUACCCCCUAUCAAUCAGAUGGCCCAUCAGGGACCCCCUCAGCCCCCAGUGAAAGACCCAAACCGCCAGGGGCGGAUGACCAACCAACUUCAGUUCCUGCAGAAAGUCCUUCUCAAAUCUCUGUGGAGACAUCACUUUGCGUGGCCUUUCCAUGAGCCUGUGGAUGCGGUCAAACUCAACUUGCCUGUGAGUAGAAUUAAACAAUUAUUUUUUCCCCUCAACUGUAAAUUAGACCCACCCCUUCCCCAUCCCUACCUACAAAUAAUGAGAAGUUUUUGUUUUUCCUGUUCUGAAAGCUUCUCUGUGUCCCUGCAGGACUAUCACAAGAUCAUCAAAACUCCUAUGGACAUGGGCACUAUAAAGAAGAGACUGGAAAAUAAUUACUACCGCAGUGCCAGCGAAUGCAUGCAGGACUUCAAUACUAUGUUCACCAACUGCUACAUUUACAACAAGGUAAGUGUUGGUGAUUGAUUUUGUAAAACAUUUCUGUGACAUUCUGGUCAUAGAGCUGGACUACAGGAAGUCAAGCUAAAUAGGAAUUUCCACUUAACGAGUUUCCUUUAAUCAAAGUAGCUUGAUUACAUAACACCAGAUUCCAGUAAUAGACACCUUAAAAUGUCCAGAAGAGCUGUUUCAAAACUGUUUCAUGUUCUGAUAAGUUGUCCUGACCUCCCCCAUGCAGCCUACAGAUGACAUUGUGCUCAUGGCCCAGUCACUGGAGAAGGCGUUCCUGCAGAAAGUGGCCCAGAUGCCCCAGGACGAAGAAGAACUUCCUCCUCCCCCUCCGCGGAUCAAACCUGGCAAACCUGGAAGAAAAGGGAGAGGCAACGCAAGUAAGUCCAGUGAUAUCUGUAGUUAUCCAACCUGCUGCACCUCACAACUAUCAUCUUUUGAAAAUGCAAACACAGGUUUGAACUAGUGACAAAUUGUAAUUAUUUCCCUUUCUUGCAGUCUCUGGAGGAGUGACGACAGCUCACCAGGUCCCUGCUGUCUCUCAGUCUGCAUACUCACCUCCCACCCCAGAAACCCCAGACUCAAUCCUCUCCACCCCUCCACAGACAAUUUUGGCAAAGAGCCUGCCCCCAUCCCUUCAAACUGACCAAAGCAUCCCCACCAUUACAGCUCUGCCUCCUACACAGCCCACCACGAAGGUAUUAUUAAACAUACUUAGUCGUAUGUCUGUGUUGAGAAUGAAACAAUUGUUCUGAAUGACGUCAACAAAGACAGACCAGAGCAUCAUUUUCAGCUUCUCACUCUGUGAUCUUUCUCAGAAAAAAGGUGUGAAGAGAAAAGCAGACACAACGACUCCAACAACCGUGGCCAUGCCCAUCAUGAGCACCAUGGGUGUCAGCAUGGGGAUGGGUGGUGGGCACAACUCCCCACUCACCCUCACUUCUCUUGGGAUGGACCACACCUCGAGCCUGGGCAUGAACCAAGGCCUCAGUCUCAACCAGGGCAUGGGGAUGGGGAUGGGCAUGGGUUUGGGAAUGGGAAUGGGCUGUGGACCAGUUAUGAUGGGAACCAAAGCAACAUCAGGGGCCAGGAGAGGAAUUAGUGGACGACCCAUUAAGCCUCCUAAGAAGGAUUUACCCGACUCCAUGGUCCCACCACCAGUGCGGCGCAGCAAGCUGAGCCCUCAACUGCGCUACUGCAACGGAGUCCUGAAGGAGCUGCUGUCCAAAAAACAUGCAGCGUAUGCCUGGCCGUUCUACAAACCUGUCGACGCUUCAACGCUCGGACUUCAUGACUACCAUGACAUCAUAAAGCAGCCUAUGGACCUCAGCACCAUCAAGGUACUUUCCUACAGGUGACACUAGAGAGGAAACAUCAUUGCUUUGUAUUUGUUUAUGUGUUUUGAUCAAAUCCUCGUCUCCUUUGUUUUAGCGUAAGAUGGACUGCAGAGAGUAUCGAGACUCUCAGCAGUUCUCCGCUGAUGUCAGACUGAUGUUCUCCAACUGCUACAAGUACAACCCUCCAGAUCAUGAUGUGGUCGCCAUGGCAAGAAAACUGCAGGUAAGGUUCCUCUUACACUGAUAAGGAUGUACGAUCCCUGAAAUGAAUAAACCAUAGUUUUAAAAUUUUGUUUUUGAAACGGUUCUCAUUUUAUCUCUUAGGACGUCUUUGAGUUCUGCUUUGCUAAGAUGCCCGAUGAGCCUCCAGCUCCCCCUAGCUCCUCAUCUUCCUCCUCGUCAUCCUCGUCAUCAUCAGAGAGUGAACUCAGCAGUGAAAGUGAGGAGAGCGACAGCAGCCCGAGCUCCGACUCUGAGGAGGAGAGGGCAAACCGGCUGGCAGAGCUGCAGGAACAGGUUUGUAUCCUGUGAAUGUAGACAAGAAACCGGAUGUUCACACAGCCGCCAUCUUCAGCCUUCCCUGACUUGUCUUUUUUUUCUCCUGCCUUCAGCUCAAAGCCGUACACGAGCAGCUCACCGCACUUUCCCAGGGCCCCAUCGUCAAACCUAAAAAGAAGAAAGAGAAGAAGGACAAGAAGAAGAAGAAAAAGGUGGAAAAAGAAAAGCACCGGAGGAUUGAAGAGGAGCUAACAAUCAUUAAACCUGCAAAGGCCCCCAAGGUUUCCAAAACUCCAAAAGCCAAGACGAACCGCGGACCCGCCUGUCCUGUUAUGCCAAUUAAGAAAGCACCAAGCAAGAAAAACAACAAGAGCAAGUAAGUCCUGACACCUUUGGGACAGUGAGCUUCACUGUACUUCCACUUAUGUUUGGCCUCUUUCACUCAUAACCUUCUCCCUCUUUGUCACGUUUCCCAUCAGAUCCAAAAAGACCGGUAUGACCUUUAGCAUGCCUCCACCAGCCCUCGAUCCAAUAGUCAGUCAUUUCGACUCUGAUGAAGAGGAGGAGACGGCACCGAUGUCGUAUGACGAGAAACGUCAACUCAGCCUCGACAUCAACAAACUUCCCGGUGAGAAGCUUGGCCGCGUCGUUUACAUCAUCCAGUCCCGCGAGCCUUCACUCCGAGACACCAACCCGGAGGAGAUCGAGAUCGACUUUGAGACACUGAAGCCGUCAACGCUGAGGGAGCUGGAGAGAUACGUCAUGACAUGUCUGAGGAAGAAACCCCGAAAGCCCUACGGUUAGUAUUUAAAACGAUCAAAUUUAAGUCCUUGAAUUUUUACUCCAUAAAGACGUUAUUUUCAAAAACAUGUUAGUGCAGGUUUCUGCUCUCUAUCACUCCAGUAAUGCAGCUGAAAUAGACUCGUGAGACUUAUACCUUUUUUGUUUUCUGUUCAUUAGCAGCAAGUAAAAACAACAUUGCCGGCAAGUCCAGAGAAGAGAUUGCUUUGGAGAAACAGCUGGAGCUGGAGAGAAGGUUGAUGGACGUUAGCGGUCAGCUCAACUCUGGGAAGAAACCUCCGAAGAAUAAACGUAAGCCCUCCCAUAUUAUCAAAUUUAAGUUGUCCUGUAGUGAUGACUGAUGAGUGUAAAUCCAGGUACGCCGGUCUCAUGGCUCUGGUUAAGUUUUGUCACAUGAUGUUGAUUUUGUAUGUGUGUCUUCUCCAGCAGAGAAACCUGCAACAGAGCAGCACACUCAGCCAUCACGUCUCAGUGCCAGUAGCUCCUCCUCAGACUCCUCUUCAUCGUCGUCCUCCUCCUCAUCUUCAGACACAAGUGACUCAGACUCUGGCUGAGAGGCAGAGGGAUUUUCUGUGUAGAAGGGUCAUGCAAGGGACCCAAAGCAUUUAGCUUUGAGUGGACUGAACUGCAGCAGAGCCAGCGACGAGUGAGCCGCAGGACGGGUCAGAUGAGAGCAGCACUGGGCAGAACCGGUCCAACUCGAGGUUCGAACCGAGAAAGAGAGAGAUGGGGCUUUCCCUGCACUCAUUUCAUUCAUCCAGUCCUGUCCUGGACUCAGAAAGCUGAUGACGGAUGAAUGAAUGGAUGGAAAGAAAGGAGGAUGGUCAUUGUGGAGUCCUGCUGUUCUCUGGAGAGUCGGCCCUUGUCGAGCAGGGCAGGGGAUGCUCCAUCUCCUGCUGAAAAAGAAGAGUGGUGCAUGCGUCUGGAGGGAUAAGGGUGCUAGAGCCAGAAUGUGUCUUUGUUCUGGAGAAAAUUUCCCUUCUUUCCGUGCUCCCUGACUUUAUGCUGUAUAGUUAAGGUGUACAGUUAUAAAAUAUUGAUUUUUCUUUUAUAAAGAAGCAUUUUAUGGAGCUUAUUUAUUCCCUCAUGCUGGGAAAGACUGGUGUGGGCGAACUGGUGUUUUAGUUUUUGUUUAGGUUUUUUUCUUGAGUGCUAGAAGGUCGAGGGGAAACACAUCUGAGUGUAAGUGCGUGUGUCUGUGUGUGUGUGUGAGUGCAUGUGCGUGUGUGUCCGUAUGAAUGUGUGUCACAUCUGCAUGCACAUGUGUGAGUGCGAGACCCGGCACCACAAGUGUGGCCUUGUGAAGUUCCUCAUAGUUUCAAUGCAGGCGUUGGAAAUCAGUCUGCACGCAGAAGCACCUUGGUUCAUAGAAAACAGAAAGCAUGCAAUACAGAGGAGCUGACAGACAUCUGCAUACUCAUGUACUUCUUUACUGCAUCCUUGUGUACUCAUGUACUUGUUUUAAAGGGUUGGCCACUUGUACAGAAAUGUGACAUAAUUACACAAUAGUUAAACCAUAAAUGUUUCUGUCCCCAUGUGUGCUGUCUUCUUUUUUUUUUUCAUUCAUUUCUCUGUAAACACGUGUUGCGAUUUCUCUUCUUGUGACCAAUCUGCUAAUAAAUUGUGAGGACUUGUUUUGUCUGCUCACCUGUGCCCAAAUGACAUCUUGGUUCUUUUGAGUUCUUUUGGUGUUCAGGUCUCUCUUUCAUUAAGGUCGAUAAAUAUCUGAAUAGACCGGGGUAUGAAAAGCUGCCAGAUAAAACAUGUUGCUAACUUAAAUUCAUACAGGUGAAGCGUUGUGGGUUGGUUUUUCCAUGAGCCAACACCUUAAAAAAACUUCAAAACUUGUCUUUUAGGGGGGUUUGGUCUUAAACAUCUAUGGCAGCUGAAAGUUUGAGUAGCUGUUUGUUCUUAAGUUCACUUUUUUGUGUGAUUUAAAACUAAAUUGAAAGUUUUGCAGGUGAACUUUUUCUUGUUUUUGAGAAAAUGUGUGUAGUAAAGUUGAAAAGGUGUUUUAAGUUUGAUUUUAAGGAUGCAGCGGCCUCUCUGAUUGUUAGACUGACAGAGACGGUCAUAUAUUGUGUGACAAAAAUGCACUGUUUGUUUGAUAAACUACUAAACAAUUUUGUGAUCCAUGUGAGGCGUGUGUACUUUUGCUUUUUUGAAUCACCUUUGACUUAAGAUUGGAGUAUGUACACCAAAACAUCACUAUCUAUUUAGGAAAAAAUAAGAGAAAAUGUUUCCCCUGAAGUAAUUAAGAUUUUUAAAGCUUUUAAGUGAACUCUGCUCCAUGAACUGAGAACAGACUUCCUGUCCGGAUUGUAAAAGUGUACAUAUAUUACAGUCUCAAUCUUUGCAGCAUGUUUUUGUUUUUCUUUCAGUAACUUUUCAAGGAGCUUUUUCUCGGCUCUGCUAAGAUCUUUCUGUCAGCCGCUGUUUUCAAGAAGGUACUCCAGAGUUGUCAGUCUUAAUUCUGAAGCCUCUGUACUUGACUCCAUGGUUCAUCUGAAUUUCUGUACAUAAAUAAACAGGAACAUGUUCAUCUUUCUCUGACUGGGAGGG
Xyrichtys novacula (pearly razorfish) is the source of this 11016-nucleotide messenger RNA. The record is from the annotation of a GenBank genome assembly. NCBI's taxonomy places the organism in Eukaryota, Metazoa, Chordata, Actinopteri, Labriformes, Labridae.